This is a messenger RNA of Racocetra fulgida, 786 nucleotides long. Lineage: Eukaryota; Fungi; Glomeromycota; Glomeromycetes; Diversisporales; Gigasporaceae. The record is from the annotation of a GenBank genome assembly.
AUGGCUCAGCAGCUUCAUGCUAUUGUCUCUUUUGUCCCUUUAUCAACUUGUUUCGUGAAUCUUCCAUUUAAAUGGUCUCAAAUUCUUUCUGAACAAAACCAGUUACCACAAAAUGUUAUUCUAGAAUUAUCUUCGCAUGAUGCUAAAAUUGCACAAGGCAAAGCAUAUGUUGGCUGGUCUGGGUUUUCUUCAAAGUCUGAACAUUCCGAUGCUAUCGAAAUAGACCCACAAUUUGGCGAGGCUAUUGGUUUACACCAUGGUCAAAAGAUUUACUUUAAACGUUUCGAAGAUAUAGUGCCAGAGGCCAAUUCUGUAGAAGUUGAACCGAUUAGUUCUGAUGAUUGGGAAAUUAUAGUAACCGAGAGUACGGAAAUUGCUGUGGCACCCAAGUCAAGAAAACCAAAAAAUAAUGCGGAAACUAAAGAUAUCGCAUCAAACAGCAUUUUUAAUGCUCGUGUAUAUUGCUUGCGCGUUUUACCUCAGGCGUUUCUUUCACCUGAUUUACUACAACCAAGUGCCAAUGAUUUCUGUACUGUGUAUAUUCAUCCAACUGAUUUUACGCGAAUCGGACUCCCAAAUCCUAAAAUUGUGCGUGUAUCUAAAAUACAACCAUCCCACCAAAACAAGGAAGCUGAUGAUAAAUCAGACAAUGAUGGCAGAAACCAUUCAUUACCAGCAUUAUAUGUUAAAGUACUGGUUAAGGACAGCGUGGUUCCUGGACAUGUCGUAUUGUGUGAGAGUAUAAUGGAUGUCCUGGACGUGCAAAAGUUUGACAUAAUUCGGUGA